This is a messenger RNA of Chionomys nivalis (European snow vole), 1845 nucleotides long. It is a transcript of the gene Slc23a3, whose product is annotated as solute carrier family 23 member 3. Gene Ontology annotation, cellular component: membrane. The transcript has 12 exons. The record is from RefSeq and is a predicted model, not a curated record. Gene Ontology annotation, molecular function: transmembrane transporter activity. The coding region runs from base 1 to 1845 and encodes 614 amino acids. Gene Ontology annotation, biological process: transmembrane transport. NCBI's taxonomy places the organism in Eukaryota, Metazoa, Chordata, Mammalia, Rodentia, Cricetidae.
AUGAGCCGAUCACCUCUCCAUCCCGUUCCACUCUUAGCUGUGGGCUCGCAGGAUGCCCCUGCUCCCGGGCCACCACUGCUGCCCUCUCUUCAGAAUCCCUCCUCCCACUCAUGGGCCUCUCGAUGUGGGCCUUCCACCUGGGUCCUCAGCUGUCUUCUGGCUCUACAGCAUUUCCUGGUUCUGGCAUCUCUGCUCUCUGCCUCCCACCUGCUGCUGCUUCACAGCCUUCCCCCAGGGGGGCUCUCAUACUCACCUGCUCAGCUUCUGGCUUCCAGUUUCUUUUCCUGUGGUGUGUCUACAGUCCUGCAAACUUGGAUGGGCAGCAGGCUGCCUCUAGUCCAGGCUCCAUCCUUAGAAUUCCUUAUCCCUGCACUGGUGCUGACAAACCAGAAGCCAUCUCUGACCACCAAGACCCCUGGAAACGGUGAGUACAGAGUAAAGACAGCCUCCCUCUCACUGCAUCUGUGUAGUUUGUCAAGCUGCCAUGGCCUGGAGCUCUGGAACACUUCUCUCCGAGAGGUGUCAGGGGCAGUGGUGGUAUCCGGGCUGCUGCAGGGCACAAUAGGACUUCUAGGGUUGCCUGGCCGUGUUUUUCCCUACUGUGGACCACUGGUGCUGGCACCCAGCCUGGUUGUAGCAGGGCUCUCUGCCCACAAGGAGGUGGCCCAGUUCUGUUCCGCCCACUGGGGCCUGGCCUUGCUACUCAUCCUGCUCAUGGUGAUCUGUUCUCAGCACCUGGGUUCCUGCCAGGUAUCCCUGUGCUCCUGGAGGCCAGCUUCAACUUCCUCAACUCACAUCUAUAUUCCUGUCUUCCGACUCCUUUCGGUGCUUACCCCUGUGGCCUGUGUGUGGAUCAUCUCUGCCCUUCUGGGUCUGAGUGUUACCCCCCUACAGCUGUCUGACCCCACUGAGGCACCAUGGUUUUGGCUGCCUCACCCAGGUGAGUGGGAUUGGCCCUUAUUGACACCCAGGGCCCUGGCUGCAGGCAUCUCCAUGGCUUUGGCAGCCUCCACCAGUUCCUUGGGUUGCUAUGCCCUGUGUGGCCAGCUGUUGCAUUUGUCUCCUCCACCACCACACGCCUGCAGUCGAGGGCUGAGCCUGGAGGGGCUGGGCAGUGUGCUGGCAGGGCUGCUGGGGAGCCCCCUGGGCACUGCAUCCAGCUUCCCUAACGUAGGCACAGUGAGUCUUUUCCAGACUGGUUCGCGGCAAGUAGCCCACCUGGUGGGGCUAUUCUGCGUGGGUCUUGGGCUCUCCCCAAGGCUGGCUCAGUUAUUCAUCAACAUCCCACUGCCCGUGCUUGGUGGGGUACUGGGAGUGACCCAGGCUGUAGUUCUGUCUGCUGGCUUCUCCAGCUUCCACCUGGCUGACAUUGACUCUGGGCGAAAUGUCUUCAUUGUGGGCUUCUCCAUCUUUAUGGCCUUGCUUCUGCCAAGGUGGCUCUGGGAAGCCCCAGAGUUCAACACAGGCUGGAGCCCCUUGGAUAUGUUCCUGCGUUCUUUGCUGGCAGAACCCAUUUUUCUAGCGGGUCUUUUGGGCUUUCUUCUAGAAAACACCAUUUCUGGUACACGGAUUGAGCGAGGCCUAGGUCAACGGCUGCCAACUUCUUUCACUGCCCAAGAAACUCAGAAGUCCAGGGAGAAGGCUGCUCAAGAGUAUGGGCUUCCUUUACCCAUCACAAACCUGUGUUCCCACAUCCCACAGCCUCUCCAUUGCCUCUGUCCAAUGCCUGAAGACUCUGAGGAUGAGGAAGGAGGGCCCUCUAAAACAGGAGAGAUGGCCGACUUGUUGCCUAUCUCUGAGGAGACAUACCCCGCAGCUAGCAGAGAAGGGGUUAGGUCCCAGUAA